Molecule: messenger RNA, 4194 nt
Organism: Boleophthalmus pectinirostris (great blue-spotted mudskipper)
Lineage: Eukaryota; Metazoa; Chordata; Actinopteri; Gobiiformes; Gobiidae
Gene: fgd4a
Product: FYVE, RhoGEF and PH domain containing 4a
Exons: 18
Coding region: 157-2778 (873 amino acids)
Biological process (GO): cytoskeleton organization; filopodium assembly
Cellular component (GO): cytoplasm
Molecular function (GO): guanyl-nucleotide exchange factor activity; metal ion binding
Source: RefSeq, a predicted model, not a curated record
CAUUUGUUUGUGGUAUGGGAGUGUAUUUUUCGUGUCUGGGACCACGUUUUCACCCCAGGGACCGCUGCCUUCGGCUCACGUGCGCACUGCUGUCGGACGCACGGCGCGCAGCACCUGGUCCAUGUUUUUGGAGGAUUGUUGUUGUGCACAAUCUCUAUGCUGGAGCGGUCAGUGCUGCACAGGAGAAUGGACGGCUUCAGCAGGGUCGCCUUUCGAAGAAAACCCCUAAGUAUGGACGAGUCGAGUGAGGAGGCUGAUGAGACAGAUAAAAAGGGCGACCCAGGCUGUUUCCAGAAUAAGAGCGCUGAAGAGGCUUGUGUGGCUGUGAAAAUCGAACACUCGAGAGCUUUAGGCAGCAGCCCGUCCCCUGAGACAAACAGCUCCCCCAGUGUUCAGGAGUGUUUAAGUCGAGUCAGUGGAGGCAACAGAAAGAACAGGACCAGCCCCAAUGGAAAAGGAUCAGGGAGCAGGUCUCGCCUCGACUCCAAACCCAAAGUGCCUCCCAAACCUCCUCAUCUGCAGAGCCCGGUGACCAGCCCGUCCUGUCCACUCCAGACCCAGAAGACUAAGGCCUUCCAAACACAGAAAUCCAACAUGGAGGACAGAGGAGGCGGGAGGGGGGCCGUGACCAAGGAGCGCCUCAAAGAUAAGAACUCCAAAGUGUCAGACCUCAUCAGCCGGUUCGAGGAUGGCAGCAUCGCCGAGAACAAGUCUAAGCAGCUCAAGUCGUCUAAUAUUGCUCUCCGUGGACUACAGCAAAAACAGACCAGCGCAGACGUUGACAAAACCAAGCUUUCGGAAGGGGAGAGGAAGCCACAGGAUGCCCCCAAACCAGCAGCCAAUGGGGUCGUAGCUCACAUGGAUUCAGUGGAUACAGACAGUAAAACGGACACUGAGUGCGAGACGGUGAGGACUGAGAAAAAGGGGAUGGUGAAUGGGGAGAUGGGCAGCGAGGAGCAGACCGAGGACCACUCACCAUCUCUGUUAAAAAGGACUGAUACGUGUGACAAUGAAGACAAAAGUGAGCCCAAGCUUGAAGAAGUCAGCACACAGCCUAAGGAGACCAACGAGCAAAAGUUGUUUAAAAUUGCCAGUGAGCUCCUUCAAACAGAGAAGGCGUACGUGGCACGUUUGCACUUGCUGGACCAGGUGUUCUGUGCCAAACUCAUGGAGGAGGCAAACAAAGGGACGUUUCCUGUCGACGUGGUGAAAAACAUCUUUUCCAACAUCACCUCUAUCCACGCUUUCCACAGUCAGUUCCUGCUUCCAGAUUUAGAGAAAAGAAUGGGAGAAUGGGACUCCAAGCCGAGAAUAGGGGACAUCCUUCAGAAACUCACACCCUUCCUCAAAAUGUACGCCGAAUAUGUGAAGAAUUUUGAGAAGGCCAUGGAUUUGCUUAAACAAUGGAAUGACCGUUCACCUCAGUUUAAAGCUAUAAUUACGGAAAUCCAGAGUCAGGAAGUGUGUGGGAGCCUGACCCUGCAGCAUCACAUGUUGGAGCCGGUGCAGAGAAUCCCUCGAUACGAGAUGCUGCUCAAAGAUUAUCUGAAGAAGUUACCCCCAGACGACCCAGACAGGCGAGACGCAGAAAAAUCACUGGAAAUCAUCGCUACGGCCGCAACUCAUUCAAACAGCGCUAUCCGCAAGUCUGAAAAUCUAAAGAAGCUGAUGGAGAUUUACGAGAUGCUGGGCGAGGAGGAGGACAUCGUAAACCCCUCAAAUGAGUUUAUCAAAGAGGGCCACAUACUGAAGCUUGCGGCCAGGAACACGUCAGCCAUGGAGCGCUACCUUUUCCUGUUCAACAACAUGCUGCUGUACUGUGUGCCUAAGUUCAGCCUGGGAGGGCCUAAGUACACAGUGAGGACUCGGAUUGGCAUCGAUGGCAUGCAGGUCACUGAAACCAUCAAUGAUGAAUAUCCACAUACUUUUCAAGUGCUGGGCAAAGAGAGGGCGCUGGAGCUACAGGCCAGCUCAGAGCAGGACAAGGCCAGCUGGAUUAAGGCUCUUCGGGAAACCAUUGACAUCUUCCAGCAAAAGAAUGAGACGUUUAAAAAUGCCUCAAGAGAAGUGGAUGAUGUUUCUAAAGAUGAACUGGGGAAGCGUGCUCCUCGCUGGAUCCGGGACAAUGAUGUGACCAUGUGUAUGAAAUGUAAAGAGCAGUUCAACGCUCUGACGCGGCGCCGACACCACUGCAGAGCCUGUGGAUUUGUGGUGUGCUGGAAAUGCUCCGAUAACAAAGUGCCGCUUGAAUAUGAUGGGAACAAGAUGAACAAGGUUUGCCAUGACUGUUAUCGAAUCCUCAAAGGAGUGACAGUAUCCGAGGAAAACAAAAAGAAGGGCAUUCUGGAGAUUGAAGCCGCUCAGUUUUCAGGCAGCAGCAUCAUGUGUGGUUUCCUUCAGUACUGUGAAAAGACCAACAAACCAUGGCAGAGGGUCUGGUGUGUCAUCCCAGAGAAGGAAUGUUUUGUGCUCUACCUCUACGGAGCUCCACAGGAUGUGAAGGCUCAGUGCUCCAUCCCUCUGGUGGGUUACACAGUGGAUGACAGCCCUCGCCAGUCCGACCCCCCGUCCAGUUUUCGCAUGACGCAGUCCAUAUCUGUACACAACUUUGCUGCUGACACUGAGGACAUCAAACAACGCUGGCUCAAAGUUAUCCGAGUGGCAGUGACCGGAGAGAAACCGUCACGCCCACAGCAAAAUGGCAGUAGCAACAUUACAGACAACAACAACACGACACAGGAAGUGAAUACAGAAAACACAGAAGCUAAAAAUGAUUGAUUACGAACUUAAAUAAGGAUAAGCUGCUUUUAUCUACUAACUUUAAGAUACACUCACUGCUGGAUUUGUAGAGGACACGUCUGGUACAAUCAACACUAGAGUGAAGAGGAACAUCUGGCUGUUAUCUUUUGUAAAAACUUUUAAUUUAACCCUGGACUAAAAGACUUAUAUGGGAUCAGAACUAUGCGCUGGAUUUCAGCCCUGUACAAUAUGGCAUGUAUAUAAGGAGUUCUUAAGCAUUUUUUUUUUUUAAAUAAUAACACACAGAAUGAAACUACACAGUAUUCCUUCGUCAUUUGCCUGUGAUAUCUGGAUUUUAUUGUCUCCUCUAUUCGUUUUGUAAUGAAACAAAAGCACGUUGGACCUGUAUCUGUACCUGUUCUGCAGAAGCAUCGCUGUUAUCCCAACUGAGCCUUCCAAGAUAUUUACAUUUAGUGAUAUGGUUUAAAGGUGCACUGCGUAACAUUUCCGCCACCUGCUUGUCUCUAUGGAAAUGUUAUUGUUUUGUCAAGAAUGUUCCACAGUAUAUUUUAAACCUAUAGGCAGGUCACAGCACUACGCUACAUUACAAUGCAGAUCUGUGGAGAGUCGCCCAUCUUCACAAAAAUAAUAGAAACACCCGUCAUGAAUACACGCUACACGCUGUACAUGUUUAAUGCCAUACCAUGGAACAUUCUAGACAAAGCAAUAACAUCUCCACGGAGAGAAGUAAGUAGCGGACCUUCCACUAGAAAAAAUGUAAGUAAUAUAAACUUUAAGUUAUUUUACCGUGUACAAUAAUGCACAUUUUAAUGCAUAUAAGUCCAAUGGAGGAUUCAUUUGUGGUUAAGUGAUGGUUAUUUUGACAAACUAAUCAAACUUUUACAAUCAUGAUUUAACUCAAGAUGUACAACGUAACAAUGAACUCAAAGUAAUGUCCUUUAUGGAAGCUUGAUGGUCUGAUAGUGGGAGGUGUUUUUCUCUUGUAAAUAGAAAUGGCACAAUCACAGCUGUUCUUUGUGAGCUGGUGCAUAAAUUGUAAUGUGUUGAACGGCUGUAAUUAAUUGUAUUAUUUAUAGUAAUUUAUAGAGGAGCAUGAUCUGACAUAGCACACGUUUUCCUAUUGUCAGCUACUACACGUGGUAGGCUUUUUUUGUCUCAGCACUCUGAUGUUAUUUGAGAGAAGGGAUAUGUGCCUAUACUUUUCCCCCCCUUUUUUUUUUUAACAUAAACCCUUGUAAUGCAAUGCUGGUGCUCUCCAUCCUCAGUAUUCUAAUAAACAGCACAAAGAUGUUUCUGGUUAAAAAGAAUCUGAAUGUAAAUCUGUUUUUACAAAUUAAACUCAACCGCCCAAAGGAAUGAAAAUAUUUGCACUUUGCAGUCCUGGUGUAUUUUUCAUCAAAAUAAAACUAAACAACAUAGUCUGUGGAGAUAUAA